CUCUCUCUCUCUCUCUCUCUCUCUCUCUCUCUCUCUCUCUCUCUCUCUCCCUCACACACACACCCACACCCACACACACACACACACACACACACACAGGGUCGCAUCACGCCAUCGGAAUCUCCGCCAGCUGCGCAGACUCAGCAGCCAUCACAGCGUCACAUCAGCAGGGUUUUCCGUCGCUCUGCGUGGAUUUAGUGGAGUUAUUUAUUUAAUUACGGGUUAUAUAAUACACACACCGACUUCACACACACACAAACACUCCUCCUGUCUCUCUCUCUCUUGGUUACACUCUGACCGUCCUCAUCCGCCUGAGCAGUAAGUAACAUUUCUGUGGAUAUUUGCAUGUUGAGGUGCCAGCAGCAGGGGGGUGUGUGUGACAGUGUGUGUGUGUUUGUGUGUAUGUGUGCGUGCGUGCGUGCUUGCGUGUCUUUGUGUUUUGGUUUCUGCUGCACAAAGAAACGACAGAAUAGAAACACAUAUCUGGUGUUAGAGUUGAGGGUGUCCGUGUUGUGGACAGGUCGGUGUAACAUUUCCUCCAUGUUUGACCGCUUGUCUUGAAGCAGACCUCUGCCUCACUUGAAGUUGUCCUCCUUUAACAGCACGCGCUUUUUUAAAGCUUCACCUGUUUUGAUGAGUAAGAGGAUAUACAUGAAGUUAUCUUAAAGAAAGAAGAAGAAAUGAGAUGAAAAAACAGGGUUUACGAUCGAUAUUACUGCUUGGAGGAGAGGUGCUGUCGUCAAAAUGUCGCGCAUAGUUCACAGAAGCUGUGGUCCCGUCUCUUUAGAAUCACGGGACAUCUCUGACCCGGACCAGGACUCUGAGGAGCCCUGACCCCCCUGAUUCUGCAGAACCAGAUAUUCAAUGGACUCUGUGCCUGUGACUGCACACAUGAAUCCCGUAUUAUGAUUCAUUAUAUUAUUAGAUUUAUUAAUAACUGUUAUGAUUAAAAUAUCGGGUGUUAUCCCGAUCGGUGCGCGUUGUUAUCAUGUAAAUUGGGAUUAUAUCGUAUCGUGUUGGAAUAAUUUUUAUUGCCCAUUUGGGACUUAGGGACCGCUGACGUCACGAGCGCACCACUCGAGGUGUUGUUCUGCAGCUGUUCCCACGUCACGACGCGUGCGGAGCUCGAGCUCUGCCUGCAUCAUCAUCACACUCAGAGGUGGCGUGGGCGUUUAAAAAAGAGCACGUUCUAUACAGAUACAGGGACACUCAGAACUUAAUUAUUGUCAGGAGGGUUUAGAUCUGAUCGGAGGUCAGUCAUCUGUCUCCUUAUCUUAACCGUGGAUUUAUCACUGUGGGAGAAUCCAGAUUGAGGACUUUUAAAAGGACAAGGUCAUCUGACAGAUCAGGAUAGGUUUUGGGUGUUCGUGCAAAUAACAAUGACAAAAAAACUCCAAAGAAAUAAGUUGAUCAGACUAUGCUGUUUCGAUGCCCUGUGGUUCACCGUUUAAUCAUAAAGCACGCCACACAGAUAUGAUCAGAUUAAUCCUCACAAUUAUUAAAACUGUGCUCAGAGUAGCUGCAGAGAUUAUCAUGUGGGAUUGCAGGGGACUGCAGAUUCAUACAGACUGAGAGCUAAAGGGAAGUAUCCAGGUGAAUUAUUGAUAGAAUAUGAAAACUGAGUGUAUAGUUUAAAGGGGCAGUUCCCAUCAUUACUUCACACUUAGUCAUGAAUACUGAGAAAUCUUAGAGCAGUAGUUCUCAACUGGUCUCACUCUGGAACCCACAUUUUCCCAUGGUCCUUUAGCCAUGACCCACUUUUAUAGAAUUCAAACAAAGCAAAUUAAUUUUUUAUAUAUAAAAAAAUCUUUAAAGACUCUAAUCUUUAACAUAAAUCCACUUGUUUUGUUGAGUAAAGUGCAUUUCAGAGCACAUGAAUGGGACAACAUGAGGAUGACAACUACCGAAAUAGCAUAUACAGAAAAUAUCGAAUAUCUAAUAAAUAUCAAAUUAAAUAUUUACUUUUUGACCAGCUGUUCGUGACCCAUCCAGAGCGUGUCCACAACCCACUUUUGGGUCAGGUCCCACCAGUUGAGAACCACUUUCUUAGAGGACUCUUGCACCACUCAGAUGUAAGAAAUGUAACAAUCUGUUUUGGACUCACACUAUUUACUGUGAGUUGGGAUAUUUUGGCCUCUGUUGUAUUCAAUUUAAUCAAUAUUUGUUUUUCACCAAAGCUUUGUUUUGUUUUUAUGAAGUUAUGAAACACACCAAAAUGAACACUGAUGUCAAUCUUUUCUGGCCACAUAAGAACAUCACAAAACUAUUGAUUAUUUUUACUAAUGCUUUUUCACCCUUACCUCCAGAUAGCUGUUGGACAUAUUGAAUAACAGCACGUUAGAAAAGCAGCUAUUGCUUUUUAUAUUUUCCAUGGUAGGAGUCACAAAUCUGUGGAAGGGUAUCAGCCAAAAAUGAGGAAAAAAAUCAUUAGAGGGGGAGAAUUUUCUUCAUUAUGCACUUUGAGAAAAAGCUCUCAACAUCAGGACAUAAUUCUGAGAAAAAAAAAAUGAAGUUGCUCAGUGGAGAAUUUUUUAAUUCUCUUUUAAUCACACGGAUAGUGGAAAAAUACAAAUGAAUGUCUUUUUAGACUCUGAUCUGUGAUGACAGACACAUCAACCAAACUGAGGAAAACUGACAGUAAAUAACAGUGGGUGAAAAGGUUAAGGUUAUUGUGACAAAUAACAGUAAAGUGGACAAACUGUUGUCAAUACCCCUUUGCUUCAUGCUGGGGUCUUGUCUUACUUUGUUGAGAUUCUGUUUUAUACAACCACCCACUCACUGUACAUGUCUUACUGGAUUCACCAGAAGGUCUAUCAGAGAUUUAAUAUUUGUAUCCUGUAUAUGAAGUGGCAGAAUUUCCCUUUAAGUAUAUUUUAUAUGAUACCAGGAGACUACUCUGUACUUUUAAAAAAUGUUGAUUGAUGUGGGCGCUGAUUAUUGCUGAGGUAUGACAGGAGAUCAUCAGCAUAUAAAGAUAGUUUAGAUUAACUUGUGACUAUAUUAUGAUUGAAGAAAAUAUUAUGAGACACAGAAAAGAGCCCCAUGGGACUUUUUAUAACCUUGGUUCUCCUUAGAGAUGCUCCUUCUUGGCUGGAUGCCCCCUUUCAUCUUUAGUGUCCCUGCCAGGUCUAAAGCCACAUUACAGCUCUCUGAACCUCCUCCUGUCUUUCCCCUGUGGUAUUUCCAGUCCUCCUGACGGACCAGAAGCGACAGUGCUGACCCGGAUAACCGCUGAGAUUGUGCUUCACACCGAGGAAAGCUUCUCCAAGCAGACGGACACAACUGAGGACAGACAUCAGAGUCAGCAGCAGCAGCAGUAUCAACCUCUGCAUCCACAUCAUCCUCCCCCAUCCUCCUCUCCCCUGUCACAUUUAACAUGACAGACCCCAGCCUCACGUCACCUUCAGGGACGCCGCUGCGCUCCCCUAAUGCCUCUCUAACCCUCUCUUUCCCCUUCCUGAGGGAGGGAGGUCGAGUAUGGGAGGAUGGGAAGGAACAGCCACUGCCGAGGGACCUGCCUAGCCCGUUACCAACCAAACGCACUCGCACCUACUCAGCGUAAGUGAAAUGUGUGAUAUACCCACAAUUAAGGGGCAGAUAGUCUACAUUUACUCCCAGACCAUCAAAUGUUUCUGUACAUGGACAUGAUUUAAUCUUUGAUUUGAACAGUGCAAAGACAACAGAACGUUGACUUUUUACUUUCUGAUUAAAUUUUUGAAUUUGAUGCCUGCAGAAAGUUUUGGAUUAGUUUGGAAAGGGGCAUCACCUCUUCUUUUAACAACACACCAUCAUCCUUCAAUAGGUGAUGCCUCCAGACUUAACGCAGGCCAGUUCAGCACCUGGACUCUUCUACUACAUAGCCAUGCCUCUUAAAUACUCGCAGACUUACUGAAAUGUGCAAGAUGUUACCAGAUCCAUGAAUUAAACCGGUGACCAACAGAGUAAACCGUUUUUUAAAACUAUUUUUAAUUCUUAUUUCAGCUAUUAGGAUGUUAAAGCUGCUUGUUUCUAAAUGUAGAGGUUUUGAUGCUGCACUGUUUGCAGCGUGCGUCAGUAGAUCAGUGUUCCUCCUUCUGCUGCCAUUGUGUAGUGACAUUAAAAGACAGUUCAUGUGUAGGUGUUGUGAUGAACUACUCUUUUAUCUUCUUCCUCACUUCCUUUAUAACUCCUCCUCUCUGUCCUCACACUUCUCUGGCCUCAGGAAGGUCCAAAUGUUGAAUUGUGCAACACUGAGGAGAAAACGAACAGCUUGAUGAAUCUUAACUGACAGGAAUUAAUAUUCAUGUGAAGUGAGAUUGUCAAUAUUUGUCUCUCUCCCCCCGCAGCACGGUACGAGCUCACUCAGGUCCAGUGUAUAAAGGCAUGUGUAAGAACUUCUCAAGGUCACAAGGUCACGGCUUUAUCCGACCCUCCCAUGGCGGCGAAGACAUCUUUGUUCACAUCUCAGAGUGAGUGACUGAGCGCAACUCUUGGGGGCAUCAUCAGAUCACAACAGACAAAUAGACAUCUAAGCUUUACUAUAAAUAAACAGACUCACUGCAGGCCUGCAGAGAUAGAGGAGUGUUAAAGACAGCAAACAGCUCUGAUUUUAUGUGUAUUUAUUCAGAAGGAAAGCAACUCCAUCUCCUUGGACACUGAACUGUCACAUCUGCAGGAAGAUGGUUAUUUUGUGGUACAAUUUCUAUGGAAAGUUACACCUUAUCAUUCUGGUUCUUCUCUGUUUCAGCAUCGAGGGCGAGUACGUCCCAGUCGAGGGUGAUGAGGUCACGUACAAAAUCUGCCGGGUCCCACCCAAGAACCUGAAGGUGCAGGCGGUGGAGGUGAAAAUCACACACCUGAACCCAGGGACCAAACACGAGACCUGGUCUGGACAGAUCAUCAGCUCGUAGGCUGGGCCUCUGGGCCUGUUGGGUGCUGCUGGGUGGGUCUGGGUUGUUGUAGCAUUAAUACCUUUUUCUCUGAGCUACAAUAGUUUUUAAAAUAGAUAUUUUACAAACACAGCAAAUUCAGUUUAGGUUGUCAUUACUCCCUGAUCACAACUUCCUGUUUUCUUAUUGACGAAUCUGCUGUGUAUGUGAAACUGACAUUCAUUUGUCAUUAGGAAAAAUAACAGAUUAGUUUUAUUUAUCUACCUAUUCUUUUUUCAUUACUGCAGUGUAGAGGUUAAAAAGCAGGGUGGACAAACGGCUGAGCUCAGUUUCACUUCCCUCCUUUCCAGCUGUUGUUUACUUCACAAAGUCUACUGGAUCACAUGCUUAAUGAAAGCUCUGGUCAGAUGAUAAGUUGUCAUGUUACAUCUGGUUUAUAUCGACUUAACACUCUGAAAGAUUAGAAAUGACCAUGAAUUUAGCAGAGAUGUAGGAAAUAAAUAAAAGAGAGCUGUUAAAGGGUAACACUUCAUACUAAACUCCUUGUAAUAAGCAUUAAUUAAUGGUAAAUAAGCCACUUAUAAAAUCUUACAAGAUUCCUUUUAACUUGUAUAAAUGUUACUAAGACUUAAUAAAAACCUGUAUUCUUAGGUAUAUGAGAGAGAAAGGCAAUGUGGGGAGUAGUUAGAGGGAAAAGACAUGCAGUAAAGGGUUGUGGUCAGGAAUGGAACUAGUGGCUGCUGCAACAGGGACUAUAUACAUGGGGUGCUUAGACCACAAGGCUAUCAGCACCCCAGUUAAAGCAUAAUUAACAUAAUAGAAGCUCCAAUAUGAAGCAUAUUAACACUUAAUGUAACUGUCAUAUGCAUUCAGGUUGUUAACAAAUUCCAGUGAACACUUAUAGGGGGGUUAAAAGUUAGUUAAUUAUAGUGAGGGAACCUUCCCAAAAGGCUCAAUUAAGUUCUAUCUUCUAUCUGUUAGCAAUAAUAAAUGUUGGUAAUAAUUCUAAUAAAGGCUCAGACUGCUACAUGGAUGUUGAUAGAGGUCCCAUUAGACUCUAAAAGUUGUCUGUUCACUGUAAAUGGUAAUAAGUUCCCUGACAUUAGCUCCUGAUAGACAUGUUUAUUAAUCUUUAACUAACUCCUUAAUGUUGAUUGACAUUCUACUAAUGUGUUAUGUAAGGGUACAUAAACUGUUAAUAUGUUUCUGAUUGGAGCUUUAAGUGUAUCAUCAGUAAUAAUGAAUGUGGUAGUUAUGCCUUUAUAAACACUUAUUAACGUGCAAAUGUUUAUAAGCAUCUUAUAAGGUUGCAGAAGUGGCUAAUUUACUUUUAAUUAAUGCACAUUACAAGAACUGUCAAAGUAAGUAAAUCUCAGCUGGUUUGACUCUGAUACUAAGUUGCCUCAUGAAGUGUUGGUAUCAGGUCAUCAGUCCGGAAACAUAGCCACAGCGAGACCAAAAAAAAAAAAAAAAAAAGGGAAAUGGGAGGUUUUUUUUAAAGGAAACUGGAGCUGAAGUUUUAGCAUGAGGCAAGGUCAGGACCUAAGCAGGUAUAUCACUUUAAACCAAGCAUGGAUUUUUUAAAAAAUUAGAUAUAUUUUACUGUGAAUGAAAAGCGAUUUCCUGAAAAAUGCAUAUCCAUGUUUGUGGUGUCUUACCUGUGGUUAUUUAUUUUGGUCAUUCACUAGAUGAUUUCUUCAGAUUUUUGUGUCUGCAGAUUGUAGGUUUGUACAUUUCUGGUUAAAUCUUACUUAAAUUUGAACUUCCUCUGUGAGAACUGCUUCCAGAUUAUUAAUGUCAGAGUUUUCUGGAUUUGUCGUCCUGUUUUGAAAGGAAGUUAUUUUUCUAUUAUUAGAAAAAAAAAUGUCUGUGUGUGUUUGUUGAGCAUAGUCAGUGUGAUGGUGAACUCCAUAACUUCAAAGUAGGUGCCAGUAGAGAUCAUUAUCACAGAAAUAUUGUUUGUAGCUCUGUAGUUAUGUCCUGUAGACUUAUUGUUUGUUAUAUCUGUUUCACUGAGUGUCGAUUUGACUCGUCUCUCUGUCUGUGUCACUGCCUGACUCUGUUCAACAUGUUAACUCUUUAUUUCUGUCACUUUAAGGGCACUUUGUUUAGUGGACAAGCCGCUCGGUCGGUGAUCCACAUUAUGACUUUUACUGAGCCUUGAGAGAACAUUAAAGCAUUUUAUGAUUCACAAGACUGAUCGAAGGUUUGACUCUUUGAACAAGGGGGAAAACUCAGACUGACAGAGGGGAAGGAAAAGGAUGAAAAAACACUGUGGUCAACAUGUUAACAGACCCGUUUUGCUUGUAUUGGCUGAGAAAGCAGAAGAAACACAGGAAAUGUGAGGAGCUGAAAGUGGGAGAUAGCACACAGUAAAAAGUGUCCGAGAGUUGAACCAUCCACCAAUGCAAUGAGAAAUAAAGCCUUUAUGGGGUGUGGACUACUUUUCAAGCUUAAGUUGUACCCUGAGAGAGUUUUUUUUUUAUUAUAUUCAGGGUCCCAAGGUCAAAUAGUAAAUAUCCCUGCAAAAUUUCUCCUGUUUGUUUCACUUGAUUAUACAAUGUUUGAAUCCACUUAAAGUUUAACACAUAUUUUAAUUUGAGACUAAGCUGGAAAACACAAAACCCCACCUCCAGAAAAGGUGGAGCACUAUUUGAAAUGUUAAUUACAUAAGAAUUCUGUGAUUUGCAAAUUCAAACUAUAUGUUUCUUCGGAAAUAGUGCAAAGACGACAAAUCAAAUGAUCAAACUUAAAAAUGUACAUGUUUUAUGACAGAUGUAAAAUAUUUUAAAUCUUGUUUCUAUCGUCACAUUUAAAAACAGCUGAGAAAGGGGCGAGAAAACACUUAAAAAGUUGUGUUGUGCUAAAACAUUAGCCUGGAAGAACAUUUCUCAACCUACGAGGUUAAUUUGUAACACGUUGGUAAUAGAAGUGAGAAAAGAAAGAACAUCCCAGAGACGUUGAGUCUUCCUGAAGUAAAGGCAGGAAAGAGAGUCACCACUCAAUAAGAGACUGAGUGAGCAAAUAGCUCAACAAUUCAAGACUAAUAUUCCUGGGUGGGCACAACUGUAUACUUAUGAAACACACAUUACAAUGAUAAUUAUCGUGUGUUGAUAAAUUCUUCAAAAGCUAGCAUCCUUUAUCUGGACAGACAAACACUGAACUGCUCUUUGAUUUUGAAGCAUCUCUGUUGGUGAUAGUUUGGCGACCUCUGGUGGUGAAGUUAAAAAAGCCAUCAUGACAAAUAAAAAAGGAGCCUUGCUGGGACUCUAUAGAUACUCUAAUUGAGAAAACAGUUGGUUUCAUGUAUAAGUGAAAAAAAACAAGUGCAGAACCCUGUGAAGUGAUAUCAAGAAGGUUUUAAUGUAAUCAUUAAAUUCAAAAUGCAUUUUAAGUCCAUCGACGACUGAUAUGACAUGAAACAUCAGUGACAUUAAAAGCUGAUUGAUUUUCAUCAGUGUAUUUCUGUCUCUACAUCCUACUAACAGUCUUUAGAGUGAAGGAGUGUUUACAGUCUGAUAUAAAUCUGAAUAUAUUUACAAUAAUGAUCCAUCAUGGAUGCAUUUUUUCCUAGACCAUUUUAAAGUACUGUUAUCUUUCUGGGAUUUUCAAACUAAAAUACUCACGUCAUACAAAGUUCUUCCAUGAAACUCCUUUGAGUGAAAAUGUCAUGAAUUUAAAAACAAACAAACCUCAGAUAUGUACAGUCACCCAGUUAAACACAUGCAAACCAUAACACAGCUCAUGAAUAUUUACAUUAAAAAACACAAUCUUCAUUGACAAAACUUUGCGGUGCACCUUGUCACAGUAGCUUAAUUCCCUGGUUAGGAUGAAUAAAUUGAGUCAGUUAUGUCAGUUUAACAUAAAAUCAGAUAAAUCGUCACUGACAGACAUAGAUAUGAGAAUAUCUGGAAUGAUUUGUACUUGUCCUGUUUGUAGAGGAGAAAAGUCUCAAAGCAUGCCUCAUUCAUAUCUGUUACAAACUAGACUCACAAAGAACAAUCUCAUGCUUCUUUAUCUUAAAAACUGUACCAACAUGUGGUAUUACAUUAUGGCAACAUUAGUGCAAAACAUCGUCCUAUACUCUUACAUCUUAUGGAGUCAAACUUUUCAACACUGCUGAUGUUGAAUAAUCUCUUUUUUUUGGUUAAUGUUGAGACACUCUGCUGCAGUGCAGUGAUGCUGCACUUGAGCACAUUUUAAAUUUAACAUUCUUGUGUUACUGUCUCUUUAAAAUCACAGAGUAGGAUUUUUUCUGCAAAUACAGCCAAAUCAUCCUGCUGCUGUCUAUUUGAAUUGAAAGGAGGAAUCAGUAGUAAGACAGUUUCAGCAGUUCAUAAAUAGCCCAGACUUGAGCUUGUUGUUGUUGUUGUUGUCCUUUCGCUAGAGUCUCAAAGUUCAGUAAUUAGAUACAGAGUCAGGAGUGGGGGGUAGUUCAAGACAUCAGGAUUCGUAGGGUGGAGUGUCAAUGAAAAGUUUCCGACAGAGUCUUGCUGUGUGUGCUGGAGAGUAAACUGUGAAUCCGAUCGUCCGUGGGUCGUUGAAAAUUUCAAAGUCAUUUCCUCCC
Molecule: messenger RNA, 9435 nt
Organism: Xyrichtys novacula (pearly razorfish)
Lineage: Eukaryota; Metazoa; Chordata; Actinopteri; Labriformes; Labridae
Source: the annotation of a GenBank genome assembly